AUGGAAUGUUCCAGUAGAGCAGGAAAUGACUGCUUUGAUGGAUGGGAACAUUGCAUAUGGCAGGCUCAAACUUGUCUCAAGUUAGGCCAAAAUAUAUUAACUGCAGUCUCCUCCAACAACCUGGAAAAAUCCGACGAGAGUGACAUCAGCACGUAUGGAAAAAACUUCUUGACCAUUGAAUUCAAAUGGCCCAGCGAACAUAAGAUCGAAGGGAAAGAAUAUGAUUUUCAAAUAUCUCUUAUUUUCACUAAUUCUCGCCACAGGGACAACAUGGACCUUGGUAAAAGUGUUAUAGCAGUUGUUUUCGCCGAGAUCGGUGAUGCAAACACAGAAGUUCAGAAGUAUGUCAACCAUUUGCCAAACAUUAAAGCCUACAAAACACCGUUUGACGUGUACCUUUUCAAUGCAACCUUGACCCUGAGCAUGUUGUUCCCUUCGAACAAAUCCUUCUUCCAUUAUAAAGGAAGUGGUACAAUUCCUCCAUGCCUGGAGCCUGUUGACGUUAGAGUUUACAAGCACCCAAUCACCGUUUCCCAAGCUCAGAUUGAAAAAUUCAAAGAAUUGAAAUAUGCAAACGGAAAUCUGAUGCUGACAAGCCGCAGAGAACUUCAGGACCUGAGAGGCCGAGAUGUGAAAUACGUCGAAUUCUAA
Messenger RNA from Helobdella robusta, 651 nucleotides. RefSeq lists its product as hypothetical. The transcript has 6 exons. The record is from RefSeq and is a predicted model, not a curated record. Gene Ontology annotation, cellular component: cytoplasm. The coding region runs from base 1 to 651 and encodes 216 amino acids. Gene Ontology annotation, molecular function: zinc ion binding; carbonate dehydratase activity. Lineage: Eukaryota; Metazoa; Annelida; Clitellata; Rhynchobdellida; Glossiphoniidae.